CCGAACAUGUGCCUCAGAAGUUCUCCCCCUCUUCCCCUCUGAAGUUUGACAUUCCCCAGCCAGGAAUUUUUCCAGGCCUAAAUCCAUCUUCCACCAGCAACGACCCCCUUUCCAGAUCUGGGUUCUUGCGGACUGGAGGCGGCGGCAUGAAAGAAAAAGCAGGAGAGAAGGAGAAAGGGGGAAAGGGUGACACCAUGUCUGUGAUAUACAGUGAGGUGGCUGCUGAUGAGCCUACAACUAGCAGCUUCUGGAUGCCCAAUCACUAUCACAGCACAGUCAAGCGCUUGGAUGAUGGCUAUCGCGUCUGUGACCAGAUUGUGGCCUGUUUCCAGGAUCGGGCAAAGAUUGAGCGCAGCUAUGCCUUGCAGAUGGAGGAGUGGACUCGCAAGUGGCGCCCCCUUGUGGAUGCAAGUCCAGUGUACGGCUCCUUGCUCCGGGCCUGGCAAGCCUUCCUGGGGGCUUCAGAGCGGCUGAGCCGCUUGCACAUGGAUAUGCAAAGGGCUCUGGUCUCCGAGGAUGCCGGGCGCAUCCGGGGUUGGCAACACGACUCCUAUCACCGCAAGCUUUUUGGGGGCUUCAAAGAGGCCUGUGAGCUGGAAAGCGGCUUCCAGCGGGCACAGAAACCCUGGACCAAGAAGCUCAAGAAGGUCGAGAAGACCAAGUCUUUAUACCACAAGGCCUGUCGCAAAGAACACAUUGCAGCCCUACGGGAGAAUGCAGUCAAGGCCACACCGGGUUCUGAGCUGCCCCAAGAACGACAGCGGGCCUUGAGGGAGGAACACCAGCGUUGCAGCCAAGAAGCCAACAAGGUGCGCGAGCGCUAUGAGAAGGCCCUGCAAGAGCUCGAUCGCUGCAGCCCACGCUACAUGGAGGAAAUGGAGUCCGUUUUUGAGCAGGGGCAGGCGCAGGAGCAGAGACGCAUCGCCUUCCUCAAGGGGGCCUUCCUCGCCCUACAUCGACGCCUCGAUGUCACUGCUGACCCCAGCAUCCAAGCUGUUUAUACUGAUUUGCACCAAGCCAUCGAGGACAUAAAUGACCAGGAUGACCUGAAAUGGUGGCGUAAUCGACACGGACCGGGGAUGCCUAUGAACUGGCCACAGUUCGAGGCGUGGAGCCCUGACCAGGAGCGGCCACAGGUGAAAGUCCAGAAAGUCCAGAAAGCCAAAGAACCAGAGAAAGCCACACUCGGCAGCAUCACCCCCUCCCAGAGCAGUGCAAAGCCAGCACCCCCACCAGUGUCGGGACAGCGGGUUCGUGCUGUGUACGACUAUACCGGCCAAGAGGCAGAUGAGCUGAGCUUCAAGGCAGGAGAGCUGCUUACCAAGCUGGAAGAUGAGGACGAACAGGGCUGGUGCAAAGGGGUGACCGACAGCGGACGUGUGGGGCUCUACCCCGCCAACUACGUGGAGCCCAUACAGGGCUAACUCGAUGGGUUAGGGGGUGGGGGGAGGGAAUCAUGCACCCAUACAUCAAUAUUAGGGCUAUGUUUAUUCUGCACUUCCGAGAUCGCACCAUGUUGCCAGCCCAAAGUGGUGCAAAAUUCAGCUUCCUUAGAGACUGCUUUAUUUUUAAUAAUCAUACAACUUUCAGUCCACAUGGAUGCAAAACUUUCAGUCCAUACAGAUGCCCUGAAAAGACAUGUGAGUGAUGCUGGUGAAAUCUCAGAAGCCGGGUGGGCUGGUAGGUGGGGCUGCAUGGAACUUUGAGUAGGGUGGGGCUUCUGAUGUCUACACAGCUUCCUGCCCCUCCCUCUAGCUAGUUAUAUUAUUAUGCAAAAUAAGCCCAUUGAUGCUCCAUCUGAAUAAUCAAUUCAGGGGAGGACAGCAUUUGACUUUGGGUGGGUGGGGUAGCCCUGCCAAUAGGUAAGGAUAUGGAAACCACCUGGAAUAAAACGUGGGGAACAAAUUCCUUAAAACAAACGCAAAGCACACACCCAUAACCAGACACACACGUCUGGUCUGAAUGGCACACCAUGCACAACUCGUGCACAACACCUACACAAGCUGCAGAUACCACCACUCCCUCUCCUUGCGUCAGUGACACACACAUGCCAAAGAAAUCAAGGUGCCUCUGAGUUCUCCUUGGGAUGGUGGAGCCAGAGGGCACUUUGCCCCCAAGGGCUUGACAACACCUCUGGAAAUCCCGGGAUGGACUGAAAAUCAGAAUAAGAAAGGUAUCUUAGAGUCUCUUGAGGAAAUGCUUUUUGGGUAUCUUGAGAUGAUUAUCAAACAAAACAGCCACAUAAUGAGUCACGAAGGGCAGAGGGAGAGGACCACGUAACAUAGGGUUGCUGAUUUUAAAAAAUCCCACGUGGACUCUCUGCAGAAGUGUCUUCAGCCAUACAGUAUAUUAUACUGAGCGUUACUACACUGGCCUUGCCUUCACCUGCCUAGAUUCCUGUUUGUUUGUUUGUUUGUUUGUUUGUUUGUUUGUUUAGGGGGGGCAUGAAAGAAGCAACCAGACUAGAAGCCGUUAUCUCUGACUCCACCCAAAGAAGCAUAACAAAGAGGGGGGAUAGAAAUAUGAUGAGCUUAUGAGAGUGAAUGAUUUAAAAAUACGUUUUAGCUCACCUGGAGGUUUUGGAAAAUAAAAGAAAUAAGCAUGG
Molecule: messenger RNA, 2605 nt
Organism: Podarcis muralis (Common wall lizard)
Lineage: Eukaryota; Metazoa; Chordata; Lepidosauria; Squamata; Lacertidae
Product: protein kinase C and casein kinase II substrate protein 3-like
Biological process (GO): plasma membrane tubulation; cytoskeleton organization; regulation of endocytosis
Cellular component (GO): cytoplasm; plasma membrane; endosome
Molecular function (GO): phospholipid binding; protein binding
Source: RefSeq, a predicted model, not a curated record